AACACAACAACACGGGCUCUUGCUCAUUGAUCAGCCCGUAAAAGAUGUCUGAUUAUAAUUCUAUUUGGGAUCCGAGAUGUUUACCUAGGGGUGUUUGUUUACUAGAUUAUGAAUGUUGAUGAAAUGUUAGGUCACAAAUUGGAGAGGCAUUUAGAAAGGGGUCGGAUAAAUGAAGAGAAAGAGAUAAUGUGUAAUUUUUGUGAACCAUAAUAUUGAAGGCGGGAUACGGUAAGUUUGCCGGACGCUCACAGUGUAUGUUUGUUUGUUUACAUAAUUAUAAACCGGCCAGAGUUCAAAGGAAGUACCCAUUUGAGUUCCAAACAUUUCUCCUGAAAGAAUAAAAAUGGCUCAGGGUCUUGCAGAGUGUGUGGAUUUGAAAACAUAUUGCAAAAUGCUCCCGAAGAUUGAACUUCACGCCCACUUGAAUGGAUCCCUGAGUGACACCACCAUACUUCGACUUUUGCAAGAUAAACGUUCAGCGGGAGUUGUUAAUCUUCCUGAUUCAGCAGAAGUUGUUAUCAAACGCGGACACAAUCGCUCCCUAGAAGACUGUUUUACUGUGUUUGGCAUCCUGCAUUGCCUUACAGAUAGCGUGUCUGCAAUUGAAACAAUUACGAGAGACGUCCUACAAGACUUUGUUGCAGACAAUGUCCGGUACUUAGAGUUACGAACUACCCCAAAAGUUAUUCCUGGAAAGAUGACCAAAGAACAGUAUAUUGAAGCGGUGUUAAAUGUUAUGAUUGAAGAAAUGCAGCGCAGUAAUAUCAUAGUACGACUACUCAUAUCUGUUGACCGUGCUCGUGGAGUCAGUGAUGCUUGGGAUACUCUGCAAAUUGCAAAGAAAUACAAGAAUAUAAACAAAUACAAACACUUGAUAUGUGGACUUGAUGUAAGUGGAAAUCCAAACUCUGGAGACUUAUGCGAAUACUUACCAGUACUCCAAGAAGCGAAAGAAAGUGGUUUUAAAUUAGCUGUGCACCUAGCAGAGAUUCCUAACAAAACUGAAACUUUAGCCAUUCUAAGGAGUGCAUUAAUUGAUAGAAUUGGACAUGGAUCAUAUAUUCACCACGAAAGCAGUGGAUCCCUUGAGAUGGUGGAGAUGGUUAAACAACAAAAUAUCCCUAUAGAAAUCUGUGUAUCAUCAAACAUCAUGUCUGGAACUGUCAAGAAUGUUGCUGAUCAUCACUUUAAAUAUUGGCGAAAAGAAGGUCACCCAAUCAUCAUAUGUACUGAUGACAAAGGAGUAUUCAACACCUCCCUAAGUGAAGAAUUUUUAAUAUGUGCUGAGGCAUUUGACCUUCGCACAAGUGACCUCAAUUCAUUGUGUCUUGAAGCUGUGAACAGCACCUUCCUUCCUCAAGAGGAAAGAGAGCGACUGCAUUUAUUAAUUCAAGGAGAGCUGCAAGAUUUACAAGGAAAAACAACAGGAAAAGUCUUAGCAGUAGUAUAAUAAAAUACCUGCAUAAUGCAGAUUAGUAUAUAAAAAAUAAUGUACAAGCUAGACCAUUUUGCUGUGGAAAUGCAGAACCUUUAUCAAAAUACACUGAGGCAGGUGAUAGAAUUUUGAAUGGUGGAAGAAGUGUCAUUUUUUCAAAAAAAUGUGCAAACUUCAUCUUAAUGAGGGAAAAAAAAAAAAAAGUGAGUGAAAUUUUAUCUUAUAGGAAAAAGUGUGAGCUAGCUAAACUCCACGAAGAUAUUUUGGUAAUUGAAAGAAUAGUUAAUCAGUUGAGGUAGAUAGUUUAUUAUGAACUUUUGGAAAACACUAAGCAUUACUUUUGAGAUUCAGUUACUGCAAUUAAUAUUUUCCUCAGUUACCAUUACAUUAUAGAACAUUUCUCUUGAGGUUUCAUACUUUGUGAAGUGAAAAUUAUGAUUUGUAGGGAAAUAAAAAAAAGAUUUCUAAUGAAUUUAUAUAAUUCUGUACAUUCUAUAAAAUUAGUUCCAUUUACAAUAAAAGAAAAGAUUCCCAAAAAAAUGUAUACUUAAUAUAAAUUGCAUUGUUAAAUAGCUCGCACGCUCUCUCUCUCUCCCUCUCUCUGUUCCUCAUGUUCCUGAAAUAUAUAUAAAAAAAUAAUUAGUUUUGGAGUAGUCCAAUCAAUUAAGUAAAAGCAAAACAGAAAAAGAGAGUAACCAAAAUUAAUUAGCAAAUGAGGCUGCAGAAACAGAAAAAUGGAAUGAUGGCAAGAGAGGACUAAAUAUAAAUGUACAAGGAAGCUUAAGGGACUUUAAUAGGCAGUAUAUGCUGCAAGGAAAGAAGUAUCCAUGUGGAUGUUGUGGGAAAAACAUUGGUCAAACUCUUCACAGAGUAACAUCAGAUAUAAAAGAUGUUACAG
Macrobrachium nipponense is the source of this 2333-nucleotide messenger RNA. RefSeq names its product adenosine deaminase-like protein. The transcript is spliced from 10 exons. Gene Ontology annotation, biological process: inosine biosynthetic process; adenosine catabolic process. NCBI's taxonomy places the organism in Eukaryota, Metazoa, Arthropoda, Malacostraca, Decapoda, Palaemonidae. The record is from RefSeq and is a predicted model, not a curated record. Gene Ontology annotation, molecular function: adenosine deaminase activity. Bases 344 to 1450 code for a protein of 368 amino acids.